Sabethes cyaneus is the source of this 2150-nucleotide messenger RNA. RefSeq names its product syntaxin-10. Lineage: Eukaryota; Metazoa; Arthropoda; Insecta; Diptera; Culicidae. The transcript is spliced from 6 exons. Gene Ontology annotation, biological process: Golgi vesicle transport. The coding region runs from base 276 to 1250 and encodes 324 amino acids. Gene Ontology annotation, cellular component: membrane. The record is from RefSeq and is a predicted model, not a curated record.
AAAUUAUCACAUAAUUUUAUGUUUUUGUGAUGGCAGCGCAAAAAAACAUAUUUCGCUAAAUUUGUAAUCAGUUUGGCAUCUGAAUUUUCGUGCUAGACGUAAUCAAAUUUUCCUGCUUUUACUAGUGCAAGUUAAACCGUAUUGCGUGUAUCCUUGAUGCUGACAAGAAACCAUGGGAAUAUGUAUUAAGAAUAGAUCAGGCUAAUUUCGUGCAUUUUUGGCGUUUUUUCUAUGAAUGGUGGAAGCAGUAUUAGGAUUAUAUCAACCGAUAAAUUAUGAUGGAAGAUCCAUUUUUCGUAGUAAAAGACGAAGUAUUCAAGGCACUUAACAAGACACGUGGAUUAUAUCUCCGGUGGCGCGAACUCAAUGAUGCACAGUCGAGUGAUACCACAGCAGAGGCUGAUUGGACCACUACUGAACUAAAAAACUCAUUGAGAAGUAUUGAAUGGGACUUGGAAGACCUAGAAGACACAAUAAGCAUUGUAGAGAAGAAUCCUAAUAAAUUUAAAAUUGACAACAAGGAGCUGUCUAGCAGACGGCAUUUCAUCGACGCAACUCGUAAUGAGGUCAAAUCGAUGAAAGAUCGCAUGAGUAUCAACCGUAACCGCGACCGGGACAUUACUGCGAGGCAACCUUUACUGGAUAAUAGCACUAACGGUUCACCGAAUAAUCAAGUUAAUAAAAAUUUUAUCAACAACAAUUGCAUUAUUGGUACAGGCAGUAACGGGACGCACAUUGGCAGUGGCAUAGGCUGCCAUUUAAACAAUAACAACCUUAACUUAACUGGUACCGGGAAACAACUAAUUAGUUCUGCUGGAGCAGCAAUGGCCGCAUCACGACAUAGUGGGGCCAAGUAUUCUAAAUUGGAAAACAAUUUGGACGACAGCCCAACACAUUAUGCUCCAUCCUCGUCCGCAGUAUUGGACAGCGGAUCGAGUCGGUUUCUCGAAGAUACGCUCGUUACACAGCAGAGAAUAUUGGCCACACAGGAUGAACAGCUAGACGUGAUAAGUGAUUCGAUUGGCACGUUGAAAACAGUAUCCCGUCAGAUUGGAAUCGAACUAGAUGAACAGGCAGUGAUGUUGGAUGAAUUUGGAAACGAGCUUGAACAAACUGAGUCAAAAUUAGAUUCCACUAUGAAGAAAAUGGCCAAAGUACUGCACAUGACAAACGACCGUCGCCAAUGGAUGGCAAUAGUAGUCCUCUCAAUCGCACUGGUUGUUGUGAUAAUAUUCUACAUUAUUCUUUAGAUUGGUAUGAUCAAAUAUGCACGACUUUCGAGUUCUUAGAAAAAAUCCAAACAAAAAAGUAAAAUAUAAUUAUAGAAAAGAUGCAGCAAAAAAGAAUUAUUUUUCAUAACUAAUAGACACAUCCAAAGGCUAAUGUUAUAUGCAUUGAUUUCUAGCUUUCAAAUGAAUAGUUUUGUUGUAAUACUGUAAAAAAAUGAGUUUAGGAUUUGCGUAAAGGGCUGCGAAAGUAACAAGUGUGUACGGCCAUCCAUUUCUGGAUUCAUGCCUUGUUUCAGGUUCGAAAUAUUACACCCCUUGCGUUGUGUAAAUGGAUAUUGCAAGCAAUGUAAAUUAUCGCAUGGUUUGUAGCGUAGAAGUUCUUAGUCAGUAAAUCACCAGAACAUAAGAAAGCCGAAUGUACAUAUACGAUGAAUGUAGUAAGUUUAUGUAGGUCACAUACAUAUGUAUGGUUAAAAUGUUCGACGGUAACAUUCACAAUAGAAUUUUAAUUUGAUUAUCAGCGAUAAACCUAAUGUGGGCACUGUGAAAUUCCUGUAAACAGCAUUUGAAUUUACAUAUUUAGAUUUCCACUGAAAGGGAUAACCGUUUCAAAUUUUAGUCUGGUUUUUGGAUCGUGUGCUCUUUUUAAUACCUACUUACUGAUCCAUCCAGUGAUCAAACUAUACCUAUUCCAUAACUAGUCUGACAAAGAUUUAUUCUUAGAUUAUUUUUCGUUUUUUUUUUGUUACCUAUAUUAUAUUUAGCUUAAGGUCAGUCAAAGGAGGAAAAAAGUUAAGUGAAAUAACCUGUAUUAAUUCAAUCUUAACCACAUUUGAAAAUAGAAUUAUCAAAGUAAACAGAGAUCGAAUUUUAGUAUUUACUUUCCUUGAAAUUUAAAGACUAAAAAAUAUAGAAUACACG